AUGAACUUGAAGCGGGAGAUGAACAGAUCCAAAUACAACAGCUAUAUGCAAGUUCCCGGACCAGUAGAAAACCUACGGGCUGUAUCUACUUCACCUACCUCAAUUCUUAUCACGUGGGAACCCCCUGCCUAUGCAAAUGGUCCAGUCCAAGGUUACAGACUCUACUGUACAGAAGUUGCUACCGGGAAGGAACAGAAUAUAGAAGUUGAUGGUCUAUCAUACAAGCUGGAAGGGCUGAAGAAAUUCACAGAAUACACCCUACGAUUUCUUGCUUACAAUCGUUAUGGGCCUGGAGUAUCUUCUGAAGACCUGACGGUCAGGACCCUUUCAGAUGUGCCAAGCGUGAUGCCUCAGAAUGUCUCUUUGGAGGUGGUGAAUUCAAAG
Molecule: messenger RNA, 384 nt
Organism: Pogona vitticeps (central bearded dragon)
Lineage: Eukaryota; Metazoa; Chordata; Lepidosauria; Squamata; Agamidae
Source: RefSeq, a predicted model, not a curated record